This is a messenger RNA of Panicum virgatum (switchgrass), 724 nucleotides long. RefSeq names its product LEAF RUST 10 DISEASE-RESISTANCE LOCUS RECEPTOR-LIKE PROTEIN KINASE-like 2.1. Gene Ontology annotation, biological process: protein phosphorylation. The transcript has 2 exons. Gene Ontology annotation, molecular function: ATP binding; protein kinase activity. NCBI's taxonomy places the organism in Eukaryota, Viridiplantae, Streptophyta, Magnoliopsida, Poales, Poaceae. The record is from RefSeq and is a predicted model, not a curated record. Bases 41 to 724 code for a protein of 227 amino acids.
AGCUGUUUCAGGUGGAAUUUUACUGUCUCUGCUGAUUUCUAUGGGUGUUCUAUAUCGUAAGAAAUUUGAAGGCUCAGUGUCCUGGAAAUGGGGAUACAAGCACACUCCAAGCAUUGAAUCGUUCCUGCAAAAGCAUGAUGCUCAGCAACCAAAGAGAUAUACUUAUUCAGAAGUAAAAAGAAUGACCAAAUCCUUCAUCCACAAGCUAGGCGAAGGCGGCUUUGGAACCGUUUACAAGGGCAACCUGCCAAAUGGGCGUGAUAUAGCAGUGAAGCUUCUCAAGAACUCCAAGGAUGAUGGGCAGGAAUUCAUGAAUGAGGUAGCAAGCAUUAUGCAAACUUCUCAUGUUAAUGUUGUGACCUUGCUGGGGUAUUGUCUGCAAGGAUCAAAGAGAGCUCUUAUCUAUGAAUACAUGACAAAUGGUUCACUUGAAAGUUAUGGGAUGAUGGUCCCUGAGAUGGUUGGAGCAAGAAAGAAUGCCAACCAUACUUCAGAGGCCAGUAGCAAAUAUUUUCCACAAUGGAUUUAUGACCAUUUGGAGGAAUACUGUGUCACUGCUGGUGAGACCAGUGUUGACACUGAGUUGGUGAGAAAGCUUAUCAUAGUCGGAUUUUGGUGCAUACAACUGCAGCCGAACAACCGGCCUUCAAUGACUAGAGUAGUUGAAAUGUUAGAAAGCAGUACUGAUGAUCUGCGGAUUCCACCACAAAUUCUCUUGUGCUGA